This is a messenger RNA of Rhagoletis zephyria (snowberry fruit fly), 834 nucleotides long. The record is from RefSeq and is a predicted model, not a curated record. NCBI's taxonomy places the organism in Eukaryota, Metazoa, Arthropoda, Insecta, Diptera, Tephritidae.
AUGCUGGACCUCGACAACUCAAUCAACUGCGUGUGCAUCUGCGACGAUGUCACCGGCUGCUGUCACGGCAGCGGUGGAGCUAAUCAGGGCGGAAGAGGCCCCAGGACGUCCAAAGACGGUUCCAGUGGAAGCUCAGAGGGCUUCGAGGUUGCAGAUGAAGUUGAUGGUGAUCAGUCUUCCUUGGAGAGAAGUGAAGCGCUGAAGAAGGCCGCCGCCGCGAAGAAGAAAAAGUCCACCCUCUGCAAUCCACCGCCGCUGGUGAACUCCUGUCAGCUCGGCGUGGCGCACUCCUGCCUCUACAGUGGCUCCAAGUUUGGCGGCUUUCAGACCUCCAAGGGGAACUCCUACCAGGUGGAGGUCGUCUUUCAGAACGUCGACCAGGCAAACUCCUACCUCUGCGGCUACCUGAUGAUCAAAGGGCUGACGGAGGAGUACCCGACGAUGACGACCUUCUUCGACGGGGAGAUCAUCUCCGCAAAGAAUCCCUUUCUCACGCGCAAGUGGGAGGCGGAUGAGGAGAUUGACAGAAAACACUGGACCCGUUUCCUCAGCUUCGGCAACUACACUAAAACCUUCAAUUGUGAUACCUUCGACUACAAGGCGCUCGGCGCGACUGACUUUGUCUUUAUGCGCUGGAAGGAGCGCUUCCUCUUGCCGGAUCACACCGUCAAGGACAUUCACGGCGCCAGCUUCGCCGGCUUCUACUACAUCUGCUUCACUAAAUCCAAGGCCACCAUCGAGGGCUACUACUACCACCGACAGUCAGAGUGGUACCAGACACUGAAUCUGACGCAUAUACCGGAGAACUCCAUUUCCAUAUACGAGUUUCGUUGA